Molecule: messenger RNA, 1545 nt
Organism: Penicillium diatomitis
Lineage: Eukaryota; Fungi; Ascomycota; Eurotiomycetes; Eurotiales; Aspergillaceae
Product: MFS transporter
Exons: 2
Coding region: 1-1545 (514 amino acids)
Biological process (GO): transmembrane transport
Molecular function (GO): transmembrane transporter activity
Source: RefSeq, a predicted model, not a curated record
AUGGGCACAGCACCUGCGAACGCGAUCCCCACAGCCGCCGAAGCGGCGCAAGAAAAGGUUACAGGUGAAGGGACACAGAGUGACCGUGGCAUCGAGAGAGAUUAUACAGUAUUUUCGAGGAGCCAGCGCCGGUACAUUGUGUUUAUGGCCUCGUGGGCUGGAUUCUUCUCUCCAGUCUCAUCUCAGAUCUAUUUUCCCGCCUUAAACACCUUGGCAGAAGAUCUUCAUGUCUCAAAUUCGUUGAUCAAUUUGACACUCACCAGUUACAUGAUCUUUCAGGGCCUAGCGCCCAUGUUCAUCGGUGACUUUGCCGACAAAGCUGGCAGACGACCAGCGUAUAUCGUGUGCUUUACAAUCUAUAUCGCUGCAAAUGUGGGGCUCGCCCUGCAGAAUAACUAUGCGGCUCUUUUUGUUCUGCGAUGCCUACAAAGUGCUGGGAGUAGUACCACCAUCGCCCUGUCAUCGGGGGUGGUCUCGGACGUGGCGACUGCCGCAGAACGAGGCUCAUAUAUGGGCUUUGUGACGGCUGGCUCUUUACUUGGUCCCUCCGUUGGCCCGGUUGUUGGAGGAUUGCUUGCUCAGUAUCUUGGCUGGCGAGCUAUCUUUUGGUUUCUGGUCAUCUUUGCUGGGGCUUUCAUGGUCCCAUUCCUCAUCACCUUUCCGGAAACUGCGCGGGAUAUUGUUGGUGAUGGCUCAAUACCGCCUCAAACGUGGAAUAUGUCCUUAGUUAGCUAUCUCAAGGCCCGAAAAGCGAGCGAAGAAGGCAUUGAGGCACCUGCCAAUCCUACUCGACCCAAGCUUCGAUUUCCAAAUCCCUUGCAAACUCUGGCAAUCGUCUUCCAGAAAGAUACGAGUAUUGUUCUCUUUUGCAACGCCAUACUUUUUGCUGGGUUCUACGACGUCAGUGCCACCAUUCCAUCGAUAUACAACGAAAUCUACGGCUUGAAUGACCUUCAAAUCGGAUUAUGUUAUAUCCCUUUUGGGCUCGGAUCAUGCAUUGCAUCAAUUCUCAACGGCAAAUUCCUAGACUUCAACUACCGUCGCAUCGCAAAGGCAACAGGGUUCCCCCUCGUCAAGAACCGGCACACAGACCUCAGGAACUUUCCCAUCGAGAAGGCUCGCCUGCAGAUUGCUUUUCCGAUGCUUGCGCUAGGUAGUCUUUCUAUCUUGGCGUUUGGGUGGUGCCUGAAUUUCCGAGUCCAUUUGGCUGCACCAACAACCAUUCUUUUUCUGAUGGGGCUCACAUUGACUGGAGCCUUCAAUACUAUCAGUACUAUUCUGGUCGACUUUUAUCCGAAACAGGCGGCGAAAGCUACAGCAGCCAACAACCUCUUUCGCUGCCUCAUUGGAGCUGGAGCCACGGCCUUGAUUGAUCCAAUGCUGGCUGCAAUGGGCCGCGGAUGGUGCUUCACAUUCAUAGCUCUGGUGAUGCUCGCAACCUCCCCGCUGCUGGUUCUCAUCAUCCACAAGGGGCCACAGUGGCGAGAAGAACGCCGUGUGCGAGAAGAAGUCAAAAAAACACGAGAAAGAGGCGAGAACAUAUAA